CAGGGUUCCAGCCUCUCCGCCUUCCUAUUGGGCAGAGAUUUUUCGGCUCUCUCUUGACAGGCGCUCGCAGCCCGUCCAGGGCGAGGGGGAAAAGAGGGGAAAACGCUCCCCAGAAGUUUGGAUCAAUCAGAGGGACGCCCGAAAAAAGAUGAAGCGCAGCCCGCGAGCGCGACUCUGAGCGGCGCCGGUGACCCGGGCGGGCUGCGCGGCGGACCCUCCAUGUAGCCGCCGCGCCUGGGCGCUCACGUCGGGGCCGCAGCUCCGCUCUGCCUCCGCGUCUCCUCUGCCUGGGCCGGGCCCUCCUGUGCCAACCUGCCCUUGGCCAGCCCGGGACACCCGUCGGGCGGCUAAGAUGAGCGAGAGGAGGCGCUCGGCAGUGGCCCUCAGCUCGCGAGCGCACGCCUUCUCCGUGGAGGCCCUCAUCGGCUCCAACAAGAAGAGGAAGCUCCGAGACUGGGACGACAAAGGCCUGGAUUUGACCAUGGAGAGCCUCAGCCCUGACGGGCAGCUGCCUGACGCCGACGACCCCGCCCAGUGCCUGGACCUCCACGCCGAUUCAGAGCAGAGCACGGGGUCAGACACAGAAGUGUUAGCUGAGAGGACAUCCUGCUCCUUUGGUUCCCACUCUGACCUCACAUCCAGCAGUUCCAUCUCUCAGCCGCCUCCUACCUCAUCCAUGGAGGAGAUCCAGGUGGAGUUGCAGUGUGCUGAUCUCUGGAAAAGGUUCCAUGAUAUAGGCACAGAAAUGAUCAUCACUAAAGCAGGCAGGAGAAUGUUUCCUGCAAUGAGAGUGAAGAUUACCGGGUUGGACCCUCACCAGCAGUAUUACAUAGCCAUGGACAUUGUGCCUGUGGAUAACAAGAGAUACAGGUAUGUUUAUCACAGCUCCAAGUGGAUGGUAGCAGGCAAUGCGGACUCUCCUGUGCCUCCAAGAGUUUACAUCCACCCUGACUCAUUGGCAUCUGGAGACACUUGGAUGAGGCAGGUCGUCAGUUUUGAUAAACUAAAACUGACCAACAACGAGCUAGAUGACCAAGGCCAUAUAAUCCUGCACUCAAUGCACAAGUAUCAACCACGUGUCCAUGUUAUCCGCAAGGACUUCAGCAGUGACCUCUCUCCCACAAAGCCAGUCCCCACGGGUGAUGGGGUGAAAACGUUCAACUUCCCUGAGACAGUCUUCACCACUGUCACAGCUUAUCAAAACCAGCAGAUCACCAGAUUAAAAAUUGACCGGAAUCCAUUUGCAAAAGGAUUCAGGGAUUCUGGAAGAAACAGAACUGGCCUGGAGGCCAUUAUGGAAACAUAUGCAUUCUGGAGGCCCCCCGUGCGCACUCUCACCUUUGAAGAUUUUACCACCAUGCAAAAACAGCAAGGGGGCAGCACAGGAACUUCUCCAACAACUUCCAGCACUGGGACCCCCUCACCCUCUGCGUCUUCUCACCUACUAUCUCCAUCAUGUUCACCUCCAGCCUUUCACUUGGCCCCCAACACUUUCAAUGUCGGUUGCCGGGAGAGCCAGCUCUGUAACCUUAACAUCUCUGAUUAUCCUCCAUGCGCAAGAAGCAACAUGGCUGCCCUGCAGAGCUAUCCAGGGCUCAGCGACAGUGGAUACAACCGACUCCAGAGUGGUACUGCUUCUGCUGCUCAGCCCUCUGAAAACUUCAUGCCUCAGCGGACUCCAUCCUUGAUCUCAGGAAUGCCUGCUCCUUCUUCACUGCCUAGCAAUGGCAAGAUGGAGGCCUACGGUGGCCAGCUGGGGUCAUUCCCAACCUCUCAGUUCCAAUAUGUCAUGCAAGCUGGCAACCCUGCCUCCACCUCUUCUUCUUCACAUAUGUUUAGCAGCGGCCACAUGCAACAGGGCUCCUACAAUGCCUUUUCCCUUCACAACCCUUACAACUUGUAUGGAUACAAUUUCCCAGCUUCGCCAAGGCUGGCAGGAAGCCCUGAGAAAUUGGCCACCACCCAAAGCACUUUACUCUGCUCUUCACCUUCCAAUGGAGCUUUUGGAGAGAGGCAGUAUCUUUCAACAGGGAUGGAUCAUGGGAUGCAUGUGAUCAGUCCUCCCAGCAACAGCCAGCCAUCGGCCAAUGCCUGUGAUAAUAGACAGUAUGGGGCUGUGCCAGGGUCCUCUUCCCAAAUGUCUGUGCACAUGGUUUAAUUUGGGGCUUGCAGUCAACAUCCUGGAGUCAACAGUGACUGACAGUCUCAGUGCUUCUAUUGGCAUCUCAUCCCUGUUGCUUUUCAACUUAAAAUAGGACAUUUAUUUGAACAAUAAAUGGAAACACAAGCCAUCUAUAGCUAUAAUCCAAAGAACGUGACAGAGAGCUGCAGAUGUGGCAGCUGUUGCCACUCACUGGAAUCCAAAGCCUUGAGGAACUGAGUGGCUUCUGCUCUCAAUUGAUUUUUUUUAAAAAUGGAGACAAUGGCAUUGUUUGCAGUAAACGUGGGGGCAAGGAAACCCCAAAACAGUAUAUGCAAUAACUUUCAGAGCUUGGUGUGAACUGUUCACAGUAGAGGAAGUCCACUGUAUGAGCUGUUUCUUUCAUGGUUCCCAGAUGCCAACAGCCCCUGAAGACCUCAUCUUGUAAAGCUGCACUGCCUGUUAAGAGGCCAUUGUUGUUAACAGCUUCCUCUUUCCCCAUCUUGCUAUCUACCAUUAUUAAUUCCUAUCCUGUGGUCUUCUCUCUCACACCCACUAUAGCAACCUAACAUUGUAUGUUAAUAAAAAUUUCUGUUCCUUGAGGGAUUUUUGCUCUGCACCCCCUUUGAGUCUUGUUGUAAUGCUCUUCCCAGAGAGUAGUACAAAAACACCUCUGAUUGAGUGGGAGCGGGGCAGCAGGGAUGAACUAAUCCUGAACAUGAAAAGGGUAUCUUUAACAUUGCAGGUGAAAAUGCUCCUUCAACAUGCUUGGCAGGGGAGCAAUAGCAAGAGAGAGGGCAUGCCCUUCCAUUUUGCCUAUGGGCAACUGGUGGGCUGCUGUGUGAAACAGGAUGCUGGACUACAUAGGCCGUGGGCCUGAUCCAGCUGGGCUGUUCUUAUGUUCUUAUGAGAGGCAGGAUAUCUGCCACACAGGAUUCUAUUCUGAAAAUGCUGCAUAAGGGGAAAGGGUGUUUUAUUGCAUAAUCGGUGCCUUUAAGAUAUUGAUAGCCUAAGUAACAUUAGCAAAGAAACGGCAAGCCAUAUUCAGAUCAUAUACAGCCCACACAAGUCAACGUAUAGCAUGGAAUGGAAGUCUCUGGACUGAGCUGAUGUCGGAUUCUGCCAGACAUGCUCUGUGAGAGUACAAAGCCUUACACAUAACUGAGUUAAAAUGCUAGCCUUUAAAAUCAGCAGCAAGCAUUCUUUACUCUCCAGCCUGCUGAUCUGGCCUUAUCGUGCAUUUUAAAAGUGCCCCUUCCUUCUGAUUUUAUUUUUCCUUCAACUCUUUCAAAAGUAAGCAAAAACAAAUGAAGCUUAAUAAAAGCUAAGCAGUUAAAAGCUGUGUGAAAAUGCAAAUACCAAGUAACAGAAUACAGAAACUACAGUAUAGAGAUUUGUUUUGAGGUGUUGUAGAUAAAUGUAUUUAUGUCUCUAGUGUGUGGGCGGGAGGGGAAUUCAAUAUUAUGAAUAUUAAAGAAGGCAAUAAAUGGGUUUGUAAGAUAUAUAUUAAGAAAGAAAAAUGUAUAAAGAUUUGCCCUAUGCAGGGAACUUUGUUUCUAGGUGCCAAGCACAGAACUAAUGCAAAAUAAACAUUUGUUCCUUU
Molecule: messenger RNA, 3743 nt
Organism: Hemicordylus capensis (graceful crag lizard)
Lineage: Eukaryota; Metazoa; Chordata; Lepidosauria; Squamata; Cordylidae
Gene: TBX15
Product: T-box transcription factor 15
Exons: 8
Coding region: 353-2158 (601 amino acids)
Biological process (GO): regulation of transcription by RNA polymerase II; cell fate specification; positive regulation of DNA-templated transcription
Cellular component (GO): nucleus
Molecular function (GO): DNA-binding transcription factor activity, RNA polymerase II-specific; RNA polymerase II cis-regulatory region sequence-specific DNA binding
Source: RefSeq, a predicted model, not a curated record